GUUGGCCAGCCCAGUUUGUACGUCCAUGUUUCAUGAUCGUAGUCAAGCUGGUGGUAUUUAGAACCCUGGUACCUUGAUAUAUGAUGCUGUAGGGAACACCAAUUUAGCAGGUGUGUCUGCUAUAUGUCACUAUGCUACUGCAUGUUUGUGUGAUCGUUUGCUAGUCAGAUGAACAAACUAAAAGCCACCUUCACGACGACGCGCACUGUUGAGUCCAGUAAGUCAUCGCACACCUUAGAAGAGACAUGGCCCAACAGACGAACGGCAAUGAGAAGAGACUUCAGAAGUCGCAUUCCUUGAACGAGCCCAAGCUGGUGGCGCCUCCACGCCGUAAACGCUUGUCACUUCGGCAUCUAUCCGCAUAUUUCAACCAGUCGGUGACUGCUGAUACCCUGAUCGGUUCUGAGCUGACUCACAUAGAGCAGCAUGCUGUGCCAGAUAAUCUCAAGGAGGAUGUCGCACACCUUACUAAAGGCCUGCACAUGGUUAAGGUUCGAGGCGCAGGCAAACAGUACUCUCGUCAUUUUGAGCUUACACCUGAUCUCAUGGGAAUCCGCCAAUGUGACUCUAAGAAGUGGAUUAAGCGAGGAAAUUCCUAUUUUGACCUCGCCGAAAUCAAGGAGAUCCGCUCAGGAUGGAACACAGACGUGUUCCAGGCAGCGCAGAAGCGAGCCAGCUAUCAUGAGCCGCUGGAAGAAGCACACUGCUUUUCACUGGUGCUGGGAGAAAAACAUGACACGCUGGACCUGAUUGCGGACUCCGAGGAGGACCGCUCGUGCUGGCUAACAGUUCUCAACACGCUCGUCAAACGACAGAAGUACUCAGCUCUGCGUCGACGUCACUUCAAAUGGGUAAAGAAUCAUUUUCUAGCGUCGGAUGCCAACAGAGACGGUGUUCUCAACUUUGAGGAGGUCAUGAAUGUGCUCGGUCAGAUGAACAUCAACAUGGAUCGCCAUCAUGCGAAGAAUAUCUUCAAUAAAGCCGAUGUGAAGAAGCAAAAAAACAAGAAAGAAGAGGAUGCCCUAGAUCCAGAAGAAUUUGUUCGUUUCUAUACAUUGCUCCGGCAUAGACCUGAAAUUGACAAGAUCUUUCAAGAAUUUACCAAAGAUGACGAUGAUGAUUUUAUGGAUCCAGAGGAAUUACAGGAAUUUCUUAAAAAGGCACAGAAGGCCGAUGUCAGUGUUGAUGAAUGCAGAGCUAUGAUACAGAAGUAUGAACCAUUACAGGAAAACAAGGAGGUCGAUGUCCUCUCCGGGGAAGGGCUUCGUCAGCUGCUGCUUGGUGCAGAACAGGACAUCUUCAAUCUAAGGUGCAAUCAAAUCUACCAGGACAUGACCCGACCAAUAACACACUACUUCAUUGACUCGUCACAUAACACCUAUUUAAUGGAGGAUCAGUUGCGAGGACCCAGUAGUAUUGAGGCUUACAAGAGAGCACUUCAAAAAGGCUGCAGAUGUGUAGAAAUGGACCUUUGGGAUGGGAAUAAUGGUGAACCUAUAAUAUUCCAUGGACACACUCUAACAUCAAAGAUAUUGUUCAAGGAUGCACUCACAGCCUGCAUGGAGUAUGCUUUCAAGACAUCAGACUACCCAGUGAUUCUGUCCAUGGAGAACCACUGCUCUGUGGAGCAGCAGAAGAUGGUUGCCUCCCACCUAAAAGACAUUCUUGGUAGCACUCUGUGGUACAUCGACCUAGAUGACACUGUCACAGAAAUGCCUUCCCCGGAAAAGCUCAGGGGCAAGAUUGUGGUAAAGGGAAAGCGGCUACCACCCCCAUAUCCUGAUCCUAACGUUGUGGAUGAGGAUGAAGUUAGUGACGAGGACGAGGCAGCUGAGAUUGUGGAUGAGAUAAUCACAAAAGAGCUCACGAAGAAGGUAGGAAAGACAGGCAAGAAGGUAAAGUUAGCAAAGGAGUUGUCUGAUCGAGUGUUACUAAAGAGUGUGCAUUUCAGCAACUUCGAACUGGCUAAGGCAAAAUGCAAAUGUUAUGAAAUGUCAUCGUUUGUGGAGAAGAAAGCAGAGAAGCUGAUCAGCACAGAGCCCGCAUCAUAUGUUGAACACAACAAGUUGUUCCUGAGCCGUAUCUACCCAAAUGGCCUGCGCACUGAUUCCAGCAACUACAGCCCUAUUGAUAUGUGGAAUGUUGGCUGUCAGAUUGUUGCGUUGAACUAUCAGACAGCAGGGAAGCAGAUGCAGCUGUACAAGGGAAAAUUCCAGGAUAAUGGCAAAUGUGGCUACCUUCUAAAGCCAGCUGCACUGCAAGAUGCUCGGUCUACAUUUAACCCAAACAAACCGGAGACCUAUGGUUGCAAACCUAAACUUCUGACUAUCAAAAUCAUAAGUGGACAGCGCCUACCGAAGCCUGGUGGAUCAAUGAAGGGGGAAGUGAUUGAUCCCUAUGUGGUGGUUUCUGUUCAUGGAGUCCCACCUGAUAACCAGAAAGUAAAAACCAAAAUUAUUAUGGACAAUGGUUUUAAUCCUCUGUGGGACGAAACAUUCAAGCUGAAGAUUCAAAUGCCAGAGCUGGCACUGGUCAGAUUUACCGUCUACGAUUAUGACGUGCGCUCUAAGAAUGACUUUGUUGGAACAUAUACAUUGCCAUUCACGUGCAUGCAAGAAGGGUAUCGACAUAUACGUCUCCACGGUGAGGAUAUGGAGAGGCUGCAUCAUUCCUGCAUGUUUGUAGAACUGCAAGUCGAAUAAUUCUCUAGCCAGGAGACCCUGCUCAUCAGCCUGUCUUCAGCAUGGGGAAACUUUUGUGUGUGUUGUACUGCAGAGACCCUUAAGCAAAAGCAAUGCAGUAUAAGGUCUUGUGUUUGUAUUCUUACUUCGCAAUGAAGCAUGUAAAUGCAUUUCAGUUGAUGCCGAAUAAACAUAUUGACACAGCGUUAGUUGAGAAAAGUGCUGUAGGUUUGCGCAAUUACAUGGAGCAAGUUCAAUUAUAAAAGCAUAUACUUAUACCAUUUUAAAGCCAUUAACCAGAUUGCCUCCCAUAAGUUUUGUGUUGAAUGGACAGUUUCUAAUAUCAAUAUAUCUACACUUGUGAGUACGGUAUCUAUAUUUCACAUUUAUAUGUUAUUGGUAUAGGAAAAGGCAGAUAAAGAUGCAAAAAAGAUAACAUAGGCUAUUUUUCUUUAUAUGUGGGGCAUAAAUUCCUCUUUUAUUUCUAAUUUGUCAUUUUAUUUUUACAAAGUUAGAUUUUAAUUAUUGACAUACUGAUACUAUAAAUGUACAGCCAGCUAUAGGCUGCUGAUCGUUUUUACUGUUUAUUUUAUGCAAUCAGGAUAUGGAUAAUGUUCGCUUUAUCUAUCAAGGAUUGAGCCUCAAUUGGGAUUUCUCAAUUUGGGGAUCUAAACAUAAUAUAUAGUGGGCAUCAGUUACCAUGCCAGAACAGUGAUAUGUGCUGUUUAAGCCUUUUAAGUGUUCAUAUUUCAAAUUCUACCAUAAACUAUGACAAUAAUGCCUCAUUUCGUUUAAGGUAAUGCUGUAGUCCAGUUUUAAUAUGAAAAAUUCUUAUGAUGCUAGUCUCAUUUCUAAUUGGUUAGUUUAGUGGUUUGUGUGUUUUGCAACCGUCUUAAGGAAGAAUCGUUUUUAUGGCCUUCGUGUCUAUUUGGCCUUCAGGUCGUAUAGCGUCAUGUUAGCGAUAGACAUACGACGUAAGACAGAUCAUUUAGGUUGCCAUUGAACUAGAAUUCUAUCUCCACAACUUACGAAUCUGUGUGAAAAUUGUGCAUUUUUAUUUGCUUUUUGUAGUUGUUAGAAUAAAUAUCACAGUAACCAACAUGAAACCAGGCAUAAGCAUUCAUGAACUGGUUGUGGAAUUUGAAUAAUGUAGGAUUUCAGUGCCAGGUCAUCCACAAAAUAUUAAGGAAAGGCAUUGUUUAACUAUGUAAGUUUUUUUAUGGUUAAUAUGCAUCUUUGUUAGAAACGUAUAUGCUCUAUUAUUAUGGGGAAAAAAACAUUCUAUCAAUAAUGGGAAUUUGACAAUGCAUGUCAAAUUUAGAUUUUUAUGUGUAAAAUGUUGAUUUCUGUUCGAUUUACCUUUAUAAUUAUAGAUGCGCGUGUGCCCAUCGCUGAUCAUGGUAAUGUUGCUCCGAUGAUUCACACACCCAGUGUUUGCUUUUAAUU
Messenger RNA from Priapulus caudatus, 4127 nucleotides. Its product is annotated as 1-phosphatidylinositol 4,5-bisphosphate phosphodiesterase delta-4-like. The transcript is spliced from 19 exons. Gene Ontology annotation, biological process: phosphatidylinositol-mediated signaling; lipid metabolic process. The coding region runs from base 246 to 2702 and encodes 818 amino acids. Lineage: Eukaryota; Metazoa; Priapulida; Priapulimorpha; Priapulimorphida; Priapulidae. Gene Ontology annotation, molecular function: phosphatidylinositol-4,5-bisphosphate phospholipase C activity; calcium ion binding. The record is from RefSeq and is a predicted model, not a curated record.